Funneliformis mosseae is the source of this 199-nucleotide messenger RNA. The record is from the annotation of a GenBank genome assembly. NCBI's taxonomy places the organism in Eukaryota, Fungi, Glomeromycota, Glomeromycetes, Glomerales, Glomeraceae.
AUGGACCGAAAUGGAGGAAAAUUGAAUCUUGAACAGACCCAACAUAUUUUGAAUGCGACGAUAGAGACCGUAGAUCAAGGCCUUUCACUACAAAGAUCAAUUGUAGAAAAAUUUAAGAAACGUGUGCUGGAUGAACCUGAUAUAAUUGCAGAAUCUUAUUCUGAAUCUAAUGCGGAGACUGACAUAACUGAAGAUAGUG